This is a messenger RNA of Meloidogyne enterolobii, 366 nucleotides long. NCBI's taxonomy places the organism in Eukaryota, Metazoa, Nematoda, Chromadorea, Rhabditida, Meloidogynidae. The record is from the annotation of a GenBank genome assembly.
AUGAUUAAUGUAUUUAAUAAUCUUCGUGUUUUAAUUUUUAUUUGGCCUACUAGUCCUGCUGAAUCUAUUAAAAAAAUAAAUAGUAUAAUGAUUAAAUGUAAAGAUACGGAUAAUUCAAAUUUUGUGGCCAAUUUUAAUAGUAAUGUAGACGAUGUGGAAGGAAACGGGGAAUUUAAAUCAACAAAUUAUGUGAAAACUUUAAUUUGCCCGAAUGGUGAAUAUACUUUAUUGGUUGAUUACAAGGUUAGGAAAAAAUAUUAAUAGUUUAUAUCUGCUCAAAUUCAAAUCCACUAAUAUGUAUACCCGUUAUUUCCCUACAUUCCGCAAAGAGACUGCGCAGUUUUCAUCCAUUUUUUGAAAUAGAAG